This is a messenger RNA of Peronospora matthiolae, 378 nucleotides long. Lineage: Eukaryota; Oomycota; Peronosporomycetes; Peronosporales; Peronosporaceae. The record is from the annotation of a GenBank genome assembly.
AUGGCGCUUUCCGAAGCAACCAAAGAAGCAGUAUGGCUCAAAGUGCUUUUGGGGGAACUUGGUGAGAUGACAAGCGACGAAGCGAUCAAGAUGUAUGAAGACAACCAAGGAUCAAUCGCUCUCGCCAAGAACCCGGAGUUCCAUAAGAGAACAAAACACAUCGACAUACGCUACCAUUUUGUGCGUGAGAAGGUGGAAUCAGGUGAAGUCGUUUUGGAGUAUUGCCCGACUCAAGAUAUGCUGGCAGACAUGAUGACCAAGCCGAUCGCCGCUGUACAAUUUGAAAACAUUCGCGAUCGACUUGUGUUGACGGUCAUCGGUUUUCUACCAGUAUUGGUAACCGUGACCGAUCCAAUCCGAACCGCCUGUUCAGCUUAG